Messenger RNA from Durio zibethinus, 945 nucleotides. RefSeq names its product GATA transcription factor 4-like. Gene Ontology annotation, cellular component: nucleus. Gene Ontology annotation, biological process: cell differentiation; positive regulation of DNA-templated transcription. Gene Ontology annotation, molecular function: sequence-specific DNA binding; zinc ion binding. The record is from RefSeq and is a predicted model, not a curated record. Lineage: Eukaryota; Viridiplantae; Streptophyta; Magnoliopsida; Malvales; Malvaceae.
AUGGAGGCGGGGGACUUCUACGUCGGAGGAUAUUACGGUGGUGCAGCAGGCGGUGAUUUCUCGCAGGAGAAGAGGAUGUCCGUGGAGCAAAAGCUCGCGGAGAAUUUCACUGUGGAUGACCUCCUUGACUUCUCCAAUGAAGACGCUAUUAUCAGCGAUGGCUUCGUCGACAACGUCAACGGCAAUUCUAACGAUUCCUCCACCGUCACCUGCAAUUCCUCCGUUUCUGGAGGCGAUAACCACUUCUCUUCAACCAAUAUGCCUCAUCCCUCUCAGUUCUCCGGCGAACUCUGCGUUCCGUAUGAUGACUUGGCGGAGCUUGAAUGGCUCUCAAAUUUCGUUGAAGACUCGUUCUCAACAUACCAGAAUUUACAAAGCAACCUCCAGAUUUUCGCCACGUCAAAAUCACCCAUACCCGAAUCCUCCUCUUCUUCGACCCGGAGCCCUAGCAACCCAAUUUUCCAACACGACACUCCACUCCCGGGGAAGGCCCGCUCCAAACGUUCACGGGCCGCCCCGUGCGAUUGGUCCACCCGAGUCCUGCACCUCACACCGCAAUCCACGGGCCAAAAGAAAAGGGAGAACCCGAACGCCAAUUCGGAGGCUCCAGGCAGGAAAUGUUUACAUUGUGCGGCGGAGAAGACUCCGCAAUGGAGGACCGGUCCGGUGGGUCCGAAAACGCUUUGUAAUGCGUGUGGGGUGAGGUACAAGUCGGGUCGGUUGGUACCCGAAUACCGACCCGCUGCGAGUCCGACAUUUGUGUCGACGAAACAUUCGAAUUCGCAUAGGAAAGUUUUGGAACUUAGGAGGCAAAAGGAUUUGCAAAGAGCACAGCAUCAACAGUUUCUUAGUCAAACUUCGAUUUUCGGCAUAUCCAACGGUGCUGGUACUGAUGAUUUCUUAAUCCAUCAUCAUGGUGCUCCCGAUUUUAGGCACAUGCUUUAG